Hippocampus comes (tiger tail seahorse) is the source of this 3916-nucleotide messenger RNA. RefSeq names its product zinc fingers and homeoboxes 1 (gene zhx1). The transcript has 9 exons. Gene Ontology annotation, molecular function: DNA-binding transcription factor activity, RNA polymerase II-specific; DNA binding. Gene Ontology annotation, cellular component: nucleus. Gene Ontology annotation, biological process: regulation of transcription by RNA polymerase II. The record is from RefSeq and is a predicted model, not a curated record. Lineage: Eukaryota; Metazoa; Chordata; Actinopteri; Syngnathiformes; Syngnathidae. The coding region runs from base 999 to 3698 and encodes 899 amino acids.
AAGACAAUAGCAAAAAGUCGAAUAUAAAACUUUAUUUGGUAGCCACUCCAGUAUGAGUGGUAACUAUGCCCAACGAACAGCUGAAAAUGUUAAGAAAUGUUCAGGCUGGGCUUAUUUCAAAGAAAAAAAAAAGUGCAGUGUCAGAUCUGGCCUCAAGUUGCUUUUCGUGCUGCCCUGAUAGGUCAUGUAAGGACACUGGCACUGCAACCGAGACGUAAUGCAGCCUCCUUAUUUGCACUUGAAAAAAAUGAACACGUUUAUUCAUUAACUUUAAAAAACUAACCAGAUGACAAUAUUCUCCAAACUAUCAUCUACUGAUAUAUCUACAUCUAGUAAUGAUAUAUUUAUUACAUUUUAAGAACACCGAAAGUCGCUGAGGAAUGACGUCACAUCACAUUGAAUAAUGACGCUGAUCAUUGUUUAAAAAAACGCUGUCAAAAUUUCAGAAUUAGGUCAGCGACCCAAAGAAGCACUAGAGAAGACCCUAUGCUUGUAACCUUGGUUUUAAUUAAUGAAGCGUUACACGACGUUUGCCAGGACACAACCUGCUCGGAAGAGGGUGAGAGAUGGCCGGUGUUCCCAGCAUCUGUAGACGGGCGUCGUAGCCGCUCUACCGGUUCGUUUGUGCUGAUACCUCCAGCCGUCGGCUUCGGGAAACCGACAGAGGAGCCCGGUGAACGUCCGCGCCGUCUCGGCCCGGCUUUGGUCGAAUGGUUAGCCACUGGGUGGGCACUCUACAAGAGAGAGACAGACAGACGCCGAAAGCUUCUCUGGGGACUCCCAGGAAAUUAGUCCUCGCUUCGACAGCCUGGCAGCAACACGGCGCUCGCUCACGCUCGUGUAGUUGUAGGUUUGGGGAGCAGAUGGACCAAUUUUCAUGAGGGUAGUAGAAAUUGAAGGCGUCUUGCUAUGUGAGCACAGCAACAUGAGACAUGUGAGCCUCGACGAUUCUGUCUCAGACUGUCUUUUUCCUGAGUAGAAGGUUGCCCAUUUUGACAAUGUCGAGCCGCCGAAAGUCGACCACGCCUUGCAUGGUACUACCCUCUGACGAGUUGGAAGCGACAGCUGAAAGGACAACGGAAGUAGGGGCGGAGGGGACGGUAGAUGAGGUUCAAACAGCAGUGGAGCUGGAUCAAACUGUAGUGGUUGUCCCCACACCACCAGAUACCGGCGAGUCCAAUAGCCUGGAGGACAAAGAGGUGCUCGGUCCAUCAAUAAACUGUAGCUCUGCUACCCCACCUGAGAGUCAGGGUUGUGACCAGCUGAACAAGGAUCAGCAUUGUGACGCACUCGAGGAAGUCGGAGUCGAUGCCACAAGUGCUGGCGCCAUCUCACUAAGCAAGACGCCAAUCAUGAGGAUGAAGACCAAAUCUGAACCCAAGAGAAUCGCCGUGUCCCUUAAAACUUCAGAUGAAGCCGUGGAGUACUUUGAAGGAGGCGGUGAGGGCGAGUUAGAAGCGGAGCAGCAGCCAAUUGAAGCUCCUCUGGGACCAACAGCAUCUGUAGAGAUGCUCCUGCAUGACUCCAUGAAGCUUGGAGCAGGAAACCUAUUGGUCAGCCAAUCCUUGGAGCAGCCAAGGAAGUCAUCAAUAUUAAAUCCCACUGUUAUUCCUCCUGGCCUGGCACAGGUACUUUCUGCUUUCCAGGCCCAGCAGAAUACAUCAGCUCAACCCCAAUUGCUGAUUCCUCUCAGCAGUAUUCCCGCUUAUAGUGCAGCUAUGGACAUCAACCCUUUGCUGGGUAGCACCUACAAGAAGUUUCCCUAUCCCUCCAUGGCUGAGAUCAGCAGUCUGGCAGGGCAGACCCAGUUCACAGAAGAGCAAAUUAAGGUGUGGUUCUCAGCCCAGCGGCUGAAGCACGGUGUCAGCUGGACCCCAGAAGAAGUAGAGGAGGCCAGGAGGAAACAGUUUAAUGGCACUGUGCACACGGUUCCUCAAACCAUUACUGUCAUACCUGCUCACCAGCUCUCUGCUGCCAAUGGCCUACAGUCCAUUCUGCAGACCUGCCAGAUUGUGGGCCAGCCUGGCUUGGUGUUCACACAGGUUGCACCGGGAGGGAAUCUUCCAGUGACCAAUCCUAUCACCCUGACAGUGGCAGGACUACCAAGCCAAUCCCAGAGCUCCAGCAGAGUUUCUUGCCAGUCGACCCCAACAAAUAGUGAGCUUAAACGGGCUACCACUGUACAGCCCCCCUCACUUUCCCCACAGGAGAACUCUGCCCUGAGUGCGGACACGUUCAGUCUGCGGCCAAAGAAGUCCAAAGAGCAGCUGGCAGAGUUGAAAGCCAGCUAUCUUAAAAACCACUUUGUCAGUGAUGCAGAAAUUGCCCGUUUGAUGAAGAUCACCAAUCUAACCAAGGGAGAGAUUAAAAAAUGGUUUAGUGACACGAGAUACAACCAGCGCAACUCCAAGAACAGCAAUGUCAUUGUUUUCCAUGACGGAGGCGGCAGAGGAGGCGGUGGCUGUAGCAGCGGCGGGAACACCACCAUUGUCAUUGACUCAAGCGAUGAAACCCCGGCAUCCCCUCAUCCUCCAUACACGCUCCCUGUGAAGGAGAAGGAGACACGGCCCAAGACAUGGAAUCCGUUCCCAGACUUCACUCUGCAGAAAUUUAAGGAGAAGACACCUGAGCAGUUGGUGGUGUUGGAGGAGAGCUUUGAGAAGGGGAGCACGCCGUCUGAUGAAGAGCUGAGUCGUCUGAGAACAGAGACUAAAUUGACACGGAGGGAGAUUGAUGCCUGGUUCACAGAAAGACGGAAAAUGCCGACAAUUUGCACCCCCUCCCCAGAGUCUUCUGAGGCAGGACGUAUAGAUGCCGGUGGAGGGAAAGCUGGAGAAAUCACUGCUGCUUCUCGUGCCACUUCCUCCUCUCGUCCUGGAGGACGGAUUAAGCAGAUGCCAACCAGCAGCUGCAACAACAACAACAACAGCAGCAGCAGCAGAGACAUCAAAGAUAAGACCAAAAAGACUCCAGAGCAACUCCACAUUUUGAAAAGUGCCUUUGUGCGGACUCAGUGGCCCACAACUGAAGAAUAUGACCAGCUAGUCGAGGAGAGUGGCCUCCCCCGACCCUACAUUGUCAGCUGGUUCGGAGACUCACGGUACUCCUGGAAGAACGGUAACCUGAAAUGGUUCUUUCAGUAUCAAAGUGGCAACGUGGAAGGCCCGAAUGGUGGUGGAAGUCACAAAAUGGGAGGUGGUGGCAGUCGAAAAAGACGUGUCCGAAAUCGCGGUUGGGGCAGAUCCCGAACUCGAAAGCAUUCAAGGCGGUUAGCAUCCUUUGGUUCAGACUCGGAGAGAUGCCCCCCACCAAAGAAAUUCAAGAGUGGUAGGGACAUCUUGAAGGAGUAUUACCUGAAGCACCGCUUCCUCAAUGAGCAAGACCUGGAUGAGCUUGUCACCAAGACCAACAUGAGCUAUGAACGGGUGCGAGAAUGGUUUGCUGAGGUCCAGAGACGCCUGGACGUGGGUGCAGACCCCUUCCAGGAGCCGGCUUUGGGCAUGGCGGACGGAGGAGAGGAAGCCAAUGAAAUAAGGGGGUCGACAUCACACGCCAGCAAGACGACGAGAGGCGACGGAAUGGGAGACGAAGAGGAGAAUGAGGACGAUGAAGAGCAUGAUGAAGAGGAUACAGAUGACAGUGAGGUUUGGGAGCCGUCACGCAGCGUGAGGAAAUCCUUGUCUGUAUCUGAAGACUAAAUCUGUGCACAAAGCUCAAUGGAAACAUUGAGUAUGUUCCAAGUAUUUGCAAAUGUGUCGACAUGACUAUUAUUAUUCUUAUUAUUAUUAGCUGUCUCCCCCUUUCUCAACCCUCAUCUGAAUGACGUUAUUAAAAUAACCAGAGCAGCAUUUUUGUCACACCCCAAAAUAUCUUAAAAGAAUACAUUCAUUAUGAAACCCCCCCCCCCCCCGCACCC